Eurypyga helias (sunbittern) is the source of this 943-nucleotide messenger RNA. RefSeq names its product phosphoserine phosphatase (gene PSPH). Gene Ontology annotation, biological process: dephosphorylation; L-serine biosynthetic process. The transcript has 5 exons. Lineage: Eukaryota; Metazoa; Chordata; Aves; Eurypygiformes; Eurypygidae. The coding region runs from base 106 to 867 and encodes 253 amino acids. Gene Ontology annotation, cellular component: cytoplasm. Gene Ontology annotation, molecular function: magnesium ion binding; L-phosphoserine phosphatase activity. The record is from RefSeq and is a predicted model, not a curated record.
AAUCAGCAGCCGAGCCAGACCGCCGCCGCCGCUCCCGCUCUCGGAUAAAAGCUGGCUACCAGGCUGAGCUCGUCCCUGCUGGCCAGAGCCAGACCGGUUGUGCCAAUGGCUCAAGACAGAGUGCAGUACUGUCACUCAGAGAAAGACUUUAUCUUGUCCCCUCACAGUAAGAAGGUUCCCAAAAGGAUGGCGUCCCUCCUGGAGAUGAAGGAAAUCUUCCGCAGCGCUGACGCGGUAUGCUUCGACGUGGACAGUACGGUCAUCAGGGAAGAAGGCAUUGAUGAGCUUGCCAAGUUCUGUGGAGUCGGAGAUGCCGUCGCGGAGAUGACUCGCAGAGCUAUGGGUGGCACUGUGACAUUCAAAGCAGCUUUAACGGCACGGCUCGGUCUCAUACGUCCCUCCUAUGAGCAAGUGCAGAAACUAAUCUCCGACAACCCACCUCAGCUAACACCAGGAAUAAGGGAGCUGGUGAGCCGGCUUCAUCAACGAGGGGUCCAGGUCUUCUUGGUCUCUGGGGGGUUUCAGAGCAUCGUGGAGCACGUGGCCUCGCAGCUGAACAUCCCAACAGCAAACGUCUUUGCCAACAGGCUGAAGUUUUACUUCAACGGGGAAUACGCGGGAUUCGACGAAACACAACCAACAGCCGAGUCGGGGGGGAAAGGGAAGGUUAUUGCUCACCUGAAGGAACAGUUCCACUUCAAGAAGGUAGUUAUGGUUGGAGAUGGAGCGACAGACAUGGAAGCCUGUCCCCCCGCUGACUGCUUCAUCGGAUUCGGAGGCAACGUGGUCAGAAAGCAAGUGAAGGAGAAGGCCAAGUGGUACAUCACUCACUUUGAUGAACUGCUAAAGGAGCUGGAGGAACGAUAAAUUAUACCGUAAAGUAAUAUAUUUAACAACUGUAAAUCCGUUAUAUAAUGCAAUUAAAAGUCUAUUUGUUUGCAAA